AUGGACGGUACGUUUGAGAAAGCAGACAAUUUUUCAACAACCAUGAACGGAAACGAACAAAAUCUACCGGAAGUUGAUGGUACUGACAAUAAAUCAAACGACAGUGAAAGAUGGAAGUGUGUAAAAUCCUGUUCCAGAUCCGUUCAUAAAUUCCGGACGGAUGUAAUUUACCAGGAUAAAGUUGUCUACUCUUCUUGUAUAUUUACAACAUUUUUUAUCAUAGGAUGGGGAAAGGGUCAGUUUGGCCCGGCAUACAUCGACUUACGCUUCAUAAGUAAUACCGACCUGGAGCAGGGCUCCUGGAUUCUAACGUCCUUUUUUGUUGGUUAUUCAAUUGGCUCUGUGCUUCAGGGAUUUCUACAUGACCGCGUUAACCGGAAGUUGAUGUACAGCGUAUGCUUGUUCAUAUGGUCGAUCGUCAUAGCUGGAAUUCCGUGGUGUUCACUAUUUGAAGCCAUGCUGAGUGGUUAUAUAAUGAUAGGAUCACUUCAGGGGAUCCUGGACACCGGUGGAAAUACAGAAAUUUUGCGGAUUUGGCAGAAGAAGGGACGUGAAGCAAUUCUCCGACUUAAUUUGGUAUUCGCCCUAGGGAGUGUUUUGGCCCCCCUCGUGGUAGCACCAUUCCUAAUGGACCAACCUCGGGAUGAGAAUAUACUAACCAGGACUACAAAUGGUUCGUACCUGACCGAGGUCAUACAGAACAUUUCUAACACAUCAAGGGACCAUCAGUUCUCAUAUGCAAUGAAAAUUGAAACUUACAGAAUAAAUAAUUCUCUUUCUACAUCUUCACGUAGAAUAAACAUGAACAUGUUAAAUCGUUCGUAUCUAACGAAAGGCAGAGUAAACAUGUCAGAUUUGAAUUUUCUAGAAAGUUUAUUUGAAUCUAAAUCAGGAAUAUAUGUUCCAUUUUCUAUAAGUGCAGGUCUUUCACUCAUAGCGUGUAUCAUGUUCCUGAUAUCGUACGUAUGUUAUUCAACGGAAAAGAUUCGCCCUGCCAAAAAAGCAUGCAAAACAAGGAAAGCUAGGAAACUACCAACUACUAUCAAAUAUACCACAAUAUCUGUGAUAGGCUUCCUGUUUUUCUGUUACUGUGGAAUCGAUGAAGCAUACACUGCCUUCCUAUCUACCUUUUGCGUGGAACAAUUUCAUUGGUCAAAACAACAAGGGGCGUUUUUGACAUCGUUAGUGUUCAUAUGCAUCCUUGUUGCUCGACUACUAACAGUUAUUUUUGAAAAGUGGAUAGAUACGUUGGUUAUUAUUGGAAUCAAUUUCAUAAUUAUGUUCAUUUCAAUUUUAGGACUUUUAAUUGUAUCCUUGUAUAAUUUUGAUACUGCCCUUUGGCUUUUUUCACCGUUGUAUGGGUUUGCAAAGUCUUGCCUCUUUGCUUUGUUGUUUAGUUGGUCCAAUGAAUAUAUCGCUCCAAUGACUGGCAAGAUAUCUGCUUUUUACUUCGUUGCAGCGACAUUGGGCUGUGCAUUAAAUCCGGUGCUUUUGGGUGUUUUGAUGGAGAAUGACGCAGUCUGGUACUGCUACCUUUUUCUAAUAGAGAUCAUUAUUGUCGUAGUAUUGUACCUACUAGGUUUGCUCAUAACAAAAUACAUCGUGCGUAACUAUGGCAAGACAUACGAUGCAGAACCCGAUAUUGUCAAAGUUGGCUACACUGAAGAUGAGGAUUUUCUUGAUGAAAAAGCCAAAGAGGAAUUUGAAAAUUCAAACUGA
Messenger RNA from Ylistrum balloti, 1719 nucleotides. RefSeq names its product sodium-dependent glucose transporter 1B-like. The transcript has 3 exons. Lineage: Eukaryota; Metazoa; Mollusca; Bivalvia; Pectinida; Pectinidae. Bases 1 to 1719 code for a protein of 572 amino acids. Gene Ontology annotation, biological process: transmembrane transport. The record is from RefSeq and is a predicted model, not a curated record.